Molecule: messenger RNA, 990 nt
Organism: Symbiodinium necroappetens
Lineage: Eukaryota; Dinophyceae; Suessiales; Symbiodiniaceae
Source: the annotation of a GenBank genome assembly
AUGCUGGUUGUGGGCCAUGGGGGGCCGAAGUGGAUCUCACCGAGCUUGGCGAAGCAGAUGGACAUCUGUCGCAUUGGAACCGAUCUCAAAGCCGAGGACAUGCUCAAGCAGGAAGACCCGUACCUGCACCGGGAGGCUGGAACAGCUCAGGGACAUGCACGCGACUUGCAUCGCGGAAGUUGCGUCAUGGCCUUCUGGAGGGAUCGGAAGCAUAUCGAGGGUGCAAGCGCCGAGGAGCUCCGCGUCUCCCUCUGGGGCCUCGCCCUCGGUGCCUCGCAGAGGCGCGAAAAAUAUGCCCGCAAGGCACCGGCAGGGGCGUCUGCAGGAAGCAGGCUCCGGUCGGCCUCCUGGCAAAAUCGAGAAGAUCGCCAAGGGGAUGGUGCAGGCAUGAGGCAGCCUGGUGCAGGCGCAGCCGUGCUGCUGAAACUUGCUCAUGCCGCUUGGGGCUGUAGUGCUGCGGAAGGCACUGAUGCAAACGAUGAGCACAUGGCAUUGAACGCAGGUGUUCUGGUUCUCGGCGGGCGCGGCGAUCUUUCUCGCACGGCAGGGACGCGGGCAGGUGAAAGCAGCUUACAGCCCGGCGCCUCCCGGCAAUGUCAAACGGGAUCGUCGGGUCACCAAAGCCACGAGGCAGGAGGAAGGGAAGCAGCGAGAGAAACAUCAGCUGGCCGGCCUCGGGCUGCUCAGGCCCAGCCGCGAGGAGGCUUGCGACAAAGGAGACGGAUGCGCGGCGACAAGAAAGCGAGGCUUGAAGCUUUCUGUGGCGAUGGACUCUGGCUCUGUGCGUCAUGCAACCGGACAGCUCUGUUGCACGCAAAGCGAUGCUCCCACACGCCUCACAGCCUGGGACGAGAUGCUUGUGAAGUUGUCGAGACCGGUGAUCAUCCUCGACUCUUCAGAUCCACGCGAGCUUCAGGCCGACGAAGGCCAAAUUCGGCCGGAUGUGAUCGCAGCCUUUUUCACAUGAAUGUCGCUCUGAAUACACGAUGA